GGGGGUGGAGGAUAUGUAUGAUGCUUCUGAAAGCUCACAACAGAUGAAACCACAGAUGGUAAAGCGAGAGAGAGAGAGAGAGAGGGAGGUGCGGAAAUGCUCAGUAUUUCACACUGACUUACUGAGGUACAGCUUCAUCGGCAGCAGCAGGUUGAUGUGCUGAAGAAAGAAACAAACAGCAGGACUCAUCUAUCAAAGGUGCCGGCAGACCUGCUAGGAAUGGAGGAGCUGACUGAGUAAGCAAGAGUCUUUUGCAUCCCAUUGACAAAUACUGGCAAGGUGGAAAACUUGUUCUUAUCAUCUUCCGGGCAUCUACUAUUUCAUUGGUGGUUUCCUGAAUUUAACUUUGUACUGGAAGACAUGCAAUGAAUUGUUUUUAAAAGGUUUUUAGUUUAGUUUUUUUUUUUUUUUUUUGUAUUUCUUACUUGUGGAUAUAUUCUAGAGGAAGUUAAGGAGCCUGUCAGUUUGCAGUACUUCCAGGUUUCUCGUCCUCAUUUCUUAGUACUUGCCAUCAGCUACCUGUCUACCAGUCUUUGCCCUCUAACUCCCCCUCUUGGAUCUGGCAUGUAUGAGGCAGCCUGGGACCAUUUCAGAAGUGCAAACCUGGUUGCCAACAAAAGGUGUAUUGAAUGAAAGGGAGUAACAGCAUGAGCAGCGGCUAUGGCAGUUUGGAAGAAGACUUGGACCUUGAAGACCAGUUCUUCACAGCCAAGUCAACACUUAUUAGGCGAGCAGCAAAGAAAUAUGGGAUCAAGAAUGAUGCCAAACAAGAGAUACCAAAGGAACUUUCCUAUCAAGAAAUUAAGAAGAAGAUUGAAGACUACAAUUCUGAAGUCUCUGACUGCCUUGGGAUGAAAUUGAGUGAGGACUGCACCUACACUGGAUUCAUCAAGGUGCAUUUGAAGCUACAGCGGCCUGUGACAGUUAACCCCACAGAAGGCUCAGACAAAAAGACCUCCUUCUACUUGCCUAUGGAUGCUGUUAAACAACUGCAUAUAAUCAGCACCACCACAGUCAGCGAAGUUAUUCAGGGCCUGCUCCUCAAGUACAUGGUUAUCGACAAUCCCCAGAAAUUCGCACUUUACGGACAAACACAGAGAGAUGGCCAAGAACUUGUACAGAAGCUGCCAAUGCAGGAACACCCUUUGGUCUUGAGGCUCAAUGCUGGUCCAGAUGCCUCCAAGCUAACUUUUGUACUAAAAGAAAAUGAAUCACAGGAAGUAGAGUGGCACGCAUUCUCAGUCCCAGAGCUGCAGAACUUCCUAACAAUUCUGGAAAAAGAAGAACAGGACCGAAUAAAGCAGGUGCACGCAAAAUACGACAGAUAUCGACGUAAACUAAAGAAGGCCUUAGAAGAGGCAGAAGGGAAGCCAGGAUAAUCCACAGAAAAUACGUGACUGAUACGAAUUUCACUCAGGACUCUCUUGCAGGAAAAUGAGGAAAGAACAAGACCCCCACGUGUCUUGUUAGUCCUAGGAGCUUCUUUUUCUUUUCUUUUUUUUCUUUUUGUGAAAGUUUCAUUUGGACUGACUAGUUCUGGAAACUCUGAUGGUUUUUUGGUCAAGUAGUCUUCAACUGCUGCUAUUGCAAAACCCACCAUGCGUUUGUGUUUCAGCUCUGCUAGACUGGUGCUGCUUGGUUUUUCUGCCACUGCUGGAUUUGGAUGAGAGCAUUCUGGUUCAAAUAUGGAGGCGAAAAACAAUAAUUAAGGAUAAGGUCCUCCUCAUUUUUAAUAGCAUUUGGUAGUAAGGGGCAACUUUUUAAUUUGUGGGGGGAAAAAAUCCUUUAAGAUAUUUUUUAUUAAUUAAAAAAAAACAGUUUUGGUAGUGAUAAGGAUUUUCUCUUUAAAUUCUGUGAAAUCAUAACUUUGUUCUUUUAGUUACUUCAGAUCCAAUUAGGUUACAGUAUUAUACUGUUGUGAAUCAUCUAGCAUUUGUCUGCAUGUUAUUCAUGUUAAACCUAACAGGGCUUUCAGAAGAUUACUGUAAACGCAUAAACGGACAUCCUUAUUCUGCCAGGGUUGCCUGGAACUUUGUCCACAAGUCUGUCGUGUUAUGAUUAACCAAGUUAAAAGUCGCACUUGAAGAUGCCUCCGAUGGCUAGUGAUGGAUCAUGCGAGUGUGCUGUCCAUAUGUGUGUGUACAUAUCUUUUAUUAUACGCAUAGUGAACUAUUGACUAGCGGUACUCUGGGCCAAACACAGGAAUAAUCGGUAACAAAUUUUUUUUUCAUUCUUGUGUGUUUUUUGUUUCACAAUGAAUCCCAGUGCCUUCAUAGGUGUAAAUGUUCUGAACUAUUUCCUAAUGUCAAGCGCACGACAAGAAAAGAUUGUAAAGUGUGGCAUACUGUAAAUAUUGCACAAAAUAAGGGGUCCUUGAAACAUAAAAUAUUUUCCAUAAAACUCCAUGAAGGAGGCCAUGAAAUUGCAGAAUUUCUAAACUGUUGAUUCAGAAUCCAAAAACUUUGAACACGGCUCCAUUUUGUAAACCUUCCCAUUCAAAAUUUUGUAUUUCUGAUCAUUUUUACACCAGAUUAACAAAAAGUCACCUUUCAGAGAAGAAAGUAAACAAACUCACAGGCACGCUAAACAGUUAACAGAAUGUAAUGUUUAAUACUCCUUAAUGUGCAACCAGAAAAUGGCCAAUAAAUUGGCUGUGAGAGAGAAUAAGCAAAAAUUAUUUUUACUCUUUAAGAUAAUGUUUUCAGAGUGGUCGAUGGGUUCCAGAAUAUUGGAUAUAAAUAGUAACUCAUUUAAUUUCAAUCCAUUUUGUUCACAUUUUCAGUGGGUUGGCUAUAACUGUGAUCUUGGGCUGUCUGUGACCUCCACACAUGUCUCAAUAAUCAAAGGUUGACUCCAUGGACACUAAACAGAACUGCAGUUAUCUCUGUUUUCUUGAUAAGCUUUGUUUCUUAUCCAGUACAACAAUCACUAGUAUUAUAUAGCAAUGCAUAAUGAGAGGUUGUGUGUUUGCCAAUUACAGAAAAAAAAAAGUUGUGAGAUUCUCUGAAAUCGGACACGUGGUAUUUUACUACCCUCUGAUACUCGGACAUCAGGCAUUCCAAGUGGGCUGUCUUGAAUGUUCAUGUAGUUACAUAUGGAGGCCUUACCAUGCAUGGCCUUUUCAGAGAAGCUCACAAACUGACUGGAGUGUCACUUGUCCCACCUCCUCAAGUGCUGAGCCUGACUGAACCCCAGUAUGACAGCAGCUGACACACAUGGCAUUUGCAGAGAGGCAAGAAGUGCUGCACAGCACAAUGGAAAAAUCCAGCCCUGAUUUAAUGGUUCACCAGGAAAUGAGUGAAAGACUGAACUAUUUCACAGCUGGAUCUCUUACAGAGAUUGCUGGAACAGAAGGGGAUGUAAUGUGGGAUUCAAGUCAGGACACAACAUGUGUUUACAAAAGAGGGGUCCGCUAUAGCAAUGUAGAGUCAUAUGGACACAAAAAAAAGAAGAAAUUAAAAAAGCACAAAAUAAAUCUAAGUCACUGUCUGCUUAAAAAAAGGAUCUCUUUUAGUAAACGUAUUGUUAUGGAUUAUUGUUUCUAUUAUAACUUUAAUUUUAAUGUACACAUUUCAUUAUUCUAAAACAUGAAUGUGACACAUGCACCACUUCAGUUGUAUAAUUGGGGGUCCUUUAUAUACACAUGCUACCAGUCUGGACACACCCAGAAAUUAUCCUUUUUUUUAUAUAAACUGAUAAGAUACCAUUAAAUCAAUUUAAAAAUACAGACAAGACCUUACUAGUGGUUCUAAUGGCUACUACUGCUUGAAAUGAUUAGAUUUUUGUUUUAUUAUUCACAGAUGACUGUGAAGCUCCUUUUUCAGCAGACAUUCUUAAAGUUCAGUUAAGGUUAAAAAUGGCUAAAAUGAAACAUGCUGGUCUACUGUUUUAUUGCAGAAUGAAGAUUAUUCCAUAUGACAGAAAGUCAGUACUUUGUGCUCCAUGUGAUCAAAAUAACAGGUUUCAGUGGUGCUAGUGCAAUUCCGAAGGUUUCUCUAAUAACCAAUUAGCAUAUAAAUACAACUAAUCAAGGACGAGUUAAGGGAGUUAACCGUUAAAACACACUGAAGGAAUGGCUACUGGACACAGGGCUUUGCAGUCAUACAUAUGUGAAUAAUAAAUUAAAAUCAGGCGUUUUAAGCAGCAAUAGCCAUUAGCAUCACUAGUAAUGUCUUAGCUGUAUCUUUAAAACCAUUUAAUGGUAUUGUGAUAAAUAAAAGGUCCUGUCAAAACAUGUACAUUUCUGUGUUUGACCAGACCUUUGACCAGUUGUGCAUGUGUGUGUAUAUAUAUAUAUAAAUAUAUAGAGAGAAAGAGGGAGAGAGAGAUGCAGACAAACAUGCAUAUAUGAGUGAGAGAUGAGUAAUUUCAGCCUUCAUCAGCAAAAGGAAAGCAUACGUGCAGUUUCAUGCCACCCUGAAUAUCUCAGCAUUUCCACUCUUUAGAUGUGUGUGUUUGUCAGUGCAGAAUUGCCCUUCAUCUGUUUGUGUUUUUUGUUUUGAGGUUGUUUUUUUUUUUUAUAAAUAUUCAGACACACACCCCCCCAAUGUCACAAUCAAUGUAUUGUAACAGUCUACUGAUGAACAGUUAAUUAAAAUCUCCUACUUUAUAAAGGCCAAGUACUCGCCCACUCGGCUAAACAAAAGUUGGGAAGGUUAGUUCAGGUAGAGGGGGACAUUCCUGAUUAAUAACCCUGCAUUAACAACGUGCCCCAGGACCAUCUGUAAAGGGGGGGGCCGCUGCUAAGUCACUCGACGAGUGGCCAUGUGAGACACACCCGUACCGCUAACCAGGAGAUAUCUGCCACUUUGCAGUGUCGUUUAGGUUGUAGAGGUGCGUUAGGUGAACAGUGUAAACCUGUGCCGUCUUUGGCCAGUGCACUUUGCUACUUUAGUUGCGAGCCACGUGGGUGAAUUUGGGUCUUGUUAGAUGCCAAAUCCCUGGUACUUCAAUAAGCUCACACAUGCACAGAAGGGUUUGGUACUGAGAGAGAUUGAAGUGCAAUAAAAAAAAGAAAAAAAAAACAACAAAAUGAAUCUGACAGUAUGGACAAGAUAUUUUUGCAUGCCAAGUAUUUGAAUGGUUUGUGCGCUAGCUGUGGUGGGUCGUAAAGAGGACAUGUGUUCUUUGUUUCAUACAUAAGAAAUGACAGCAGUUUUGUAUGUAGGAUAGAAAUUCAGUAAUUUAUUAUUUUAACAGGGAAAAAAAAUAUCUAACGUUCAUCCUCUGUGCCUUGUGGUACCCUAACCCUUAUGCCUCUAAACAAAAUAUUAUAUGUAAAGUGUAAUAUAUACAGUAUAUAUAUAUAUAUAUAUAUUAUACAUAGAUAGCAAGAUGUCUAUAGCACACCUGACAGCGUUUGGAUGUGCCACGUCAAACCUGCUCUGUCCGCUGGAGUGUGCGGCCCAACUGCCUCCCUGAAAACAUAAGCUGUUUAGUAAAGCCUCCAAUAGGUACCUGGUAGGGGCUCAUGGCAGAGACCACGUGUUCUCAUUUAGAAAUGAGGGUGCAGCCUAAAGCAUCAUACGGAGUACAGUCGGCCAUUGUGGCCCAGCCUCAUGUGUGUAACUGGUUUCAGUCGAUCCAGGCUGGUGGUAGUCUGAAGGCCAUUUCGGAAGCAACUUUCUUAAAGGAUUUUGUUUUAUUGUUGCUUUGUAUAAAGUACUCCAUCACAUUUCUAAAGAGUUAGUGGUGCCAUUGUGCGUUUGUUCCACACGCCAUGCCAAGGAAUUUGAGAUGAAACGGAUAGGAAAAGGAAUAAUCCAGGUAAACAUCCACAGUUGUGUCCCCAGCACAACUCAUUUCCAUCAGUAUUUUUCAAAACAUCUCAACCUAAACAAUUGCCUUUUACAACUGAAAAGACUACAAGAACACCAGCAGGAUUGGAACGCUUUUGUGCACGUUGCCUUUUUUAUUUGGAUGUUACUUUUUCUUUCCCCCCCAACAGUUAUGGUCAGUAGGCCCAGGUGAAGAACAUGCAGUGUAACAGCUGGAGGUGCCUUUUCACUUUCUGUUGCCUGGACUGACUGGAUGUACACGAAUGAGUGCGUUUGUAUGUAUAUAUUGAGAAAUGUAAAAUAUAAAUUUACUAAAGCAGCAGGUUCGUAGCUGCACCCAUGCUUGGGCCGAACUUUGGGAAAUCUAUUAAUUUAUUUGGGUCAUUUGUUACCAAGAUGUUCAAUUUCUUUCAGGUUAUUUUUCUGGGGGGGCGGGGGUCUGCUUAUUGACCACAGUGUAAAAAGUGUAAAACUGUACAAAUGAGGAAAAAAUAAAAAAAAAAAGUGAUAGCAGUUGAUAUAUUGCUCGGAGUUUGUUUUUUCUCUCCCACCAACAGCUGAUACUUGCCCCUAUUAAAGUAUUUCCAUAUGCUUCCAUUUUUGCCUCUGACUGAAGUGGAUGAAGCAGCCUCAAUACUGAAAGCACUUUUAUCAAUCCACUCCCUUUCUCCACUCGUUACUUACAUUUUAAGC
Messenger RNA from Erpetoichthys calabaricus (reedfish), 6470 nucleotides. It is a transcript of the gene rassf5, whose product is annotated as Ras association domain family member 5. Bases 630 to 1379 code for a protein of 249 amino acids. NCBI's taxonomy places the organism in Eukaryota, Metazoa, Chordata, Cladistia, Polypteriformes, Polypteridae. Gene Ontology annotation, biological process: signal transduction. Gene Ontology annotation, cellular component: nucleus. The record is from RefSeq and is a predicted model, not a curated record. The transcript is spliced from 5 exons.